GGCGAGACUUCAAGAAACGCGAGCAAAGCGUUUCUUUCACUCCGGGUGAGGUGGGAAAACGUGUUGAGUUCUCUCACUAACUGCGGAACAACUACUGAAAACUAACAAAUAAGUAUAAACAAACAAGCCAAUUAAGUUAAGUAAUGUUUUGAGCGAAUAAUAAGAGGUUGCAGACGAAGAUUUCUACCGAAAAAACUAUUUUCAAAAGAUCGUCAACGCAAUUACCUCAUCCGCCAUUUUGCUUAGCAGAUAUUAGACCAAAAUGGCUCUAGUUUCGGGAUCGCCAGCUCCGCUUAAAGACGUCAAAAGAUGCCAGUUUGGUAUCUUUGGUCCAGACGAAAUAAAACAAAUGUCUGUGACUACCGAUGGAGGGGUUAAAUACGCCGAAACCAUGGAAGGGGGUCGUCCUAAGCUGAAUGGACUCAUGGAUCCAAGACAAGGAACGAUCGACCGUUUCUCUCGAUGUCAGACAUGUGCUGGAAACAUGACAGAGUGUCCCGGUCAUUUCGGCCACAUAGAGUUGGCAAAACCCGUAUUUCACGUUGGAUUCUUGUCGACAAGUGUCAAGAUACUCCGCUGUGUGUGUUUUUACUGCUCCAAGUUGCUUGUAGACGCGAAUGACCCAAAAGUGAAAGAAAUCAUAUCCAAAUCUCACAACCAACCUAAGAAAAGAAUGCAGCACAUAUAUGAUCUGUGCAAGGGUAAAAGCCUGUGUGAAGGUGGUGAAGAUAUGGAUACUACUCUCCAGGCUAACCCAGAAGCAGCAGAGGAUACAGAAAAGAAAAUGACUCAUGGUGGGUGUGGAAGGUACCAACCAAAAUACAGAAAGACUGGAUUGGACCUUACAGCUGAAUGGAAACGUGUCAACAUAGGUGAUGACUCAAGCGAGAAGAAGAUCAAUCUUACUGCUGAACGUGUGCAUGAAAUCUUCAAGAGAAUAUCUGAUGAAGAAUGUGAAAUUCUUGGUAUGAAUCCAAAGUUUGCUCGGCCAGAUUGGAUGGUCAUCACUGUACUUCCUGUCCCUCCAUUACCUGUAAGACCCUCUAUUGUGUUAAGUGGAACAGCAAGAAGUCAGGAUGAUUUGACCCACAAACUGGCUGACAUUGUCAAAGCAAAUAACAAUUUGCAAAGGAAUGAAUUGAAUGGAGCAGCAGCUCACAUCAUAGCUGAAGACACACGCAUGUUACAGUACCAUGUUGCAACACUGAUUGAUAACGAAAUACCUGGAUUGCCUAGGGCAAUGCAAAAAUCUGGUCGCCCACUGAAGUCAGUCAAGCAACGAUUGAAAAGCAAGGAAGGUCGUAUCAGAGGAAACCUGAUGGGAAAACGUGUGGACUUCUCUUCACGUGCUGUAAUCACACCUGAUCCUAAUUUAUCAAUUGAUCAAGUGGGUGUUCCAAGAACAAUUGCACAAAAUCUAACAUUCCCAGAAAUAGUUACACCUUUUAACAUUGACAGCAUGCAAGAUCUGGUCAGACGAGGAAACAACCAGUACCCAGGUGCAAAAUACAUCAUCAGAGAUAAUGGAGAGAGAGUUGAUCUGAGGUUUCACCCCAAACCUAGUGAUCUUCAUCUUCAGUUUGGUUACAAGGUUGAGCGACACAUCAGAGAUGAUGAUAUCAUCAUAUUCAAUCGACAGCCCACACUACACAAAAUGUCUAUGAUGGGACAUCGUAUUAAGAUCCUACCAUGGUCAACAUUCAGACUUAAUCUCAGUGUAACAACUCCAUACAAUGCUGACUUUGAUGGCGAUGAGAUGAACAUGCAUGUACCUCAAUCACUGGAAGCCAAGGCCGAAAUAUCAGAGAUAAUGAUGGUACCAAGAAACAUUGUUACACCACAGUCCAAUAAGCCUGUCAUGGGUAUUGUACAGGAUUCUCUUACUGCAAUCAGAAAAUUCACCAAAAGAGAUGUAUUCCUAGAAAAGGAAACUGUGAUGAAUCUUCUGCUAUGGAUUCCUGAUUGGAAUGGCAAGAUUCCUCAACCAUGCAUUCUGAAGCCUAAACCAUUAUGGACUGGUAAACAAAUCUGUAGUAUGUUCAUCCCAGGGCAAGUCAACGUCAUUAGAUUACACAGUACACAUCCUGAUGAUGAAGACUCUGGACCUUACAAGCACAUCUCCCCAGGAGACACAAAGGUCGUUAUUGAGCACGGUGAACUGAUCUCUGGUAUUCUAUGCAAAAAAACCCUUGGUACAUCGUCUGGCAGUUUGAUUCACGUCAUAGCCAUGGAGCUUGGACAUGAAGUGGGUCGUUCAUUUUAUGGUACAGUCCAGUGUGUUGUAAAUAACUGGCUGCUCCUUGAGGGCCAUAGCAUUGGCAUUGGGGACUGUAUUGCUGACUCUGAUACUUAUGAUGAGAUUCAGAAAGCAACUCGAAAGGCCAAGAAAGAGGUGAUAGAGGUCAUUGAAAAGGCACACAACGAUGAGUUAGAGCCUACCCCUGGUAAUACUCUACGGCAGACAUUUGAAAACCAAGUCAAUCGUAUUCUGAAUGACUGUCGUGACAAGACUGGUAGCAGUGCUCAGAAGAGCUUGUCAGAGUUUAAUAACUUUAAAGCUAUGGUGGUUGCUGGAUCCAAAGGCUCAAAAAUCAACAUAUCUCAGGUCAUUGCUGUGGUAGGACAACAAAACGUAGAGGGAAAGCGAAUACCAUUUGGUUUUCGUCACCGUACUUUACCUCACUUUAUCAAGGAUGAUUAUGGUCCUGAGAGCAGAGGGUUUGUUGAAAACUCCUACCUCGCAGGACUAACACCAACUGAGUUUUUCUUUCACGCUAUGGGAGGUCGUGAAGGUCUUAUUGAUACAGCUGUCAAGACUAGUGAAACUGGAUAUAUCCAGCGUCGUCUAAUCAAAGCCAUGGAAGGGCUGUCCAUCGCCUAUGAUGGCACCAUUAGAAACUCUAACAACCAGUUGAUCCAGUUGAGGUAUGGUGAAGAUGGUAUGGAUGGUACAGCCAUUGAAUUCCAGAACAUUGCUACUAUGAGACCAUCUACUGUUGCCUUUGAGAAGAAGUUUCACUUUGAACCAGGCAACGAAAGGCGAUUGCGACGAUAUUUGCAAGAGGACGUGGUAAGAGAGAUCUGCAGUAGCGCUAAUGUUUUGCAAGAAGUUGAAGGCGAGUUCAACCAGCUACAAGAAGACAGAGAUCUACUACGCAGAAUCUUUCCAACAGGAAACGCCAAGGUCGCUCUUCCAGUAAAUCUGAGUCGCCUCAUCUGGAAUGCACAGAAGACGUUCAGAAUCAACAGCAGAUCACCUAGUGAUCUUCAUCCACUAAGGGUUAUUGAAGGAGUUCGUGAUCUUUCCAAGAAGUUAAUCGUGGUAUCAGGAGAAGAUCAUAUAAGUAAACAGGCCCAGUUCAAUGCCACCCUUCUCUUCAACAUUCUGCUUCGAUCCACGUUGUGUACUAAGCGUGUGGCAGAGGAAUUCCAUUUGACAUCAGAAGCAUAUGAAUGGCUUCUUGGCGAGAUCGAAACAAGGUUCAACCACGCCUUUGGUAAACCAGGAGAGAUGGUUGGUGCAUUAGCUGCGCAGUCUCUUGGUGAACCUGCCACACAGAUGACACUCAACACUUUCCAUUACGCUGGUGUAUCAGCUAAGAACGUAACCUUGGGUGUACCACGUCUAAAGGAAAUCAUCAACGUCUCCAAGAGACCAAAGACACCAUCUCUUACUGUCUUCUUGAUUGGCCAAGCAGCAAGAGAUGCAGAAAUGGCUAAGUCUGUGCUUUGCCGACUAGAGCACACGACGUUACGUAAGGUAACAGCCAACACAGCCAUCUAUUAUGAUCCAGAUCCCCAAAACACAGUCAUAGUAGAAGAUCAAGAUUUCGUGAAUGUCUACUACGAGAUGCCUGACUUUGACGUGUCUCGUAUCUCACCCUGGCUGCUGCGUAUUGAGCUUGAUCGUAAGAGAAUGACUGACAAGAAGCUAACGAUGGAGCAGAUUUCAGAGAAGAUCAAUCUAGGCUUUGGUGAUGAUUUGAACUGUAUCUUCAAUGACGAUAACGCUGAGAAGCUCGUGUUGAGAAUUAGGAUUAUGAACAACGAUGUAGAAAAGAUGCAGGAUGAUGAAGAUGUGGACAAGAUGGAUGAUGAUGUGUUCCUUCGAUGUAUCGAGCAGAACAUGUUAACUGACAUGACUCUACAAGGUAUAGAAUCCAUCUCCAAGGUAUACAUGAACCUUCCUCACGAGGACAAGAAAAAACGAAUAGUCAUCACUGAGCAGGGCGAGUUUAAAGCUAUUCAGGAAUGGAUUCUAGAGACAGAUGGAGUCAGUUUAUUACGAGUUCUUAGUGAAAGAGAUGUAGAUCCUGUACGUACUACAUCCAACGAUAUCUGUGAAAUUUUCACGGUGCUUGGUAUUGAGGCUGUACGAAAAUCUGUCGAACGUGAAAUGGACCACGUCAUCUCUUUCGAUGGUUCAUACGUCAAUUAUCGUCACUUGGCGUUGUUGUGUGACAUCAUGACUUGUAGAGGUCAUUUGAUGGCUAUAACAAGACAUGGAAUAAACAGACAAGACGUGGGGUGCUUGAUGAGAAGUUCCUUUGAGGAAACGGUUGAUGUUCUCCUGGACGCAGCAGCUCAUGCUGAGACAGAUCAUCUUCGUGGGGUCAGUGAGUGUAUUAUCUUAGGCAAGCUGCCAAGAGUAGGAACAGGAUGCUUUGACCUCAUGCUGGACGCUGAAAAGUGUAAACAUGGCAUGGAGAUUGCUACUAACAUCAUGGGACCUGGCAUGGGAGGACCUUUAGCAGGUUCUGGUAUGUUCUUUGGUGCGGCUGGUUCGCCAAGUGGAAUGUCACCACCAACCACUCCAUGGAAUGUAGCAACUCCUGCAUAUCCAGAGGCAUGGAGCCCUGGUAUGGGUAGUGGCAUGACCCCAGGAGCAGCAAGCUUCUCACCAGCUGGAUCAGAGGCUGGUGGAAUGAGUCCAGGAGGAUUUAGUCCCUUGUGGAGUCCAAAUCCACAGUCACCCUCCUCACCUGGACCUUCAAGUCCAUACAUUCCAAGCCCUGCAGCUGGAGCUAGUCCGGGUUAUUCACCAGCAAGCCCAGCUUUUAUGCCAAGUUCUCCAUCAAUGUCACCUGCAAGUCCCUCAUAUUCUCCAACAUCACCAGGAUAUUCACCAUCUUCACCUUCUACUGGAUAUUCACCAGCAAGUCCAAGUUAUUCACCAACCUCGCCUUCCUAUUCACCUACUUCACCAUCGUAUUCCCCUACUUCACCAUCAUAUAGUCCCUCGUCACCCUCAUAUUCGCCAACCUCCCCGUCAUAUUCCCCUACCUCUCCAUCAUAUUCCCCUACAUCACCAUCAUAUUCGCCAACUUCCCCUUCUUAUUCUCCAACAUCACCAUCUUAUUCCCCUACUUCUCCUUCUUACUCCCCUACCUCUCCAAGCUACAGUCCAACCUCUCCAUCAUAUUCUCCUACAUCUCCAUCUUAUUCCCCCACUUCCCCUUCUUAUUCUCCAUCUUCACCAUCCUAUUCUCCCACUUCUCCGAGCUAUUCUCCUCAAUCUCCAUCAUAUUCUCCAACUUCUCCAUCAUAUUCCCCUUCCUCCCCCAAGUACUCGCCAACUUCUCCAAGUUAUUCUCCAACUUCACCAAAGUACAGCCCAACCUCACCAACUUAUUCACCAACUUCUCCCUCCUAUUCGCCAUCAUCUCCCAAGUACUCGCCAACAUCGCCAUCAUAUACCCCUCAAUCACCAACUUAUUCCCCUUCAUCACCUUCAUAUUCACCCUCAUCGCCAAGAUACUCACCAACGUCACCGAGGUAUACACCUACCUCACCAGAAUAUUCCCCAACCUCGCCUAAAUACAGUCCAACUUCUCCAAACUACUCUCCUACAUCGCCAAGCUAUACGCCCAUGUCGAGCCGGUACAGCCCGAGCUCACCAAAGUAUAGCCCAUCUUCAGGAGGACCAUCGCCUUCUCCUGAGUACUCGCCUACUACACCACACUAUACUCCUAAGUAAGUGUGCCAUAUUAAGUCAAGCGAGCUACAGAAGGACAAUAUAAUUCUAUGGACUAUAUAGAAUUUGAAAACAAUGUUAUACAUCUAUCCAUAGUCUAGGAUAUGGUGGAAAUCAUUUAUGACUCAAGAUUUAAAAAAAAGAAAGCGUGGAGGGGACAGACAAUGCAAGAACCUUUGGACAUUUCUCAUUACGUCGUAUUCUCAAACAGAUACACGAUUUGUCUUAAUUAUUUUAUUAUCUUAUUAUGUUAUUUUUUCGAAAUAUUGUUGUCAAUCUUGUUGUACUUCAGUACAUUUUAGUCCAUAGGUUCAUUGCAGUUUCUUUCUCCCAACUUCAAAUCAGCAAUCAAUAACAGCGUUCCCUCUGUCGACCAAAAAAAAAACCUUAUCAAUUACUGCAUUUAAGCUUGCUUAAUAGAUUACCCAUUACUGUUGGGAAGUGAUAAACAAUCACACCCGUUAGAGAGGUUAAACCUAUAGUAUGAGCAUUUUUCUAUUUGUGAAUUCACUUGUAUGCUACACGCUAGAAUUUAUUUCAUUUUAUUUAUGAAUGAUUUCGCAUGCCAGUGCAUAAGGGGAAACGGACUAACUCUGUCGCUCAGCAAUUCCCAGUAUUGUAUUCAUUACACCUAGAUUUAUUGAAUACUAAUCGCAUAUUUGAAAAUUUGGAUAUUUAUAUUCCAAAUCCAUUGUAGCCAAUGGGCCAAGAAAAAAAAACCCAAAAUACUAAAAAAUAUUGAAAUCGUAGUAAUCUCUUACCGAGAUUAACAAUAACACAUGUAUGCCAAUAAGUUGCAUCAAAACGUUGAGAUUCAUUUGUUUGUAGUGAUGAGAAAAUAGUUUUAUUAAAUAUGUUUGUACAAAG
Molecule: messenger RNA, 6841 nt
Organism: Actinia tenebrosa (Australian red waratah sea anemone)
Lineage: Eukaryota; Metazoa; Cnidaria; Anthozoa; Actiniaria; Actiniidae
Product: DNA-directed RNA polymerase II subunit RPB1
Biological process (GO): transcription by RNA polymerase II
Cellular component (GO): RNA polymerase II, core complex
Molecular function (GO): DNA binding
Source: RefSeq, a predicted model, not a curated record